GACAAGAGGUUGCUUAACAAGAUAAAAUCCUAUGAUGUUACGGGAAAGAUACUGGCAUGGAUAGCGGAAUGAUUGACAGGCAGGAGACAGCAAGUGGGAAUAAAAGGGGCCUUUUCUGGUUGGCUGCUGGUGACUAAUGAUGUUCCUCAGGGGUUAGUAUUGGAAGCACUACUUUUCACAUUGUUUGUUAAUGAUUUAGAUAAUGGAAUUGAUGGCUUUGUAUCUGUAGUCGGCACAAUGACAGUAAAGUUGAAUCUAAUCUAAUAUAUUUAAGGUGGAAGUUUAUAGUUUCUUGAUCGGCCAGGGCAUCAAAGGAUAUGGCGAGAAGGCAGGUGUAUGGGGUUGAGUGCGAUCUGGGAUCAGCCAUGAUGGAAUGGCAGAGCAGACUCGAUGGGCUGAAUGGCCUAAUUUUGCUCCUAUGUCUUAUGGUCCUACCUUUCUCAUCCAUGUACCUAUCCAAACUUUACAAAUGUUACAACUGAACCUGCAGUUAACACUUCCUUUGUGCUCAGUGUUUGGAAUGUGACUGGAGCCCACGAGUUAGCUGAGAGUCCGACUGUCAGAGUGAAUACUUCCUUCAGUGACCUCAGCUGAUAGUGUAUCCAAGAAAAUCGCGUCUUCACCCCUCCCGCAAAAUAUGUUGUUGCUCACUUCUGCUUCAGCAAUUAGUGUAUUUAUUUUUAAAAUAGCUUCUUGAUUUUCUGUGGGAAGUUGUAUAUGUGCAAGAAAAUAUUUGAUGCUAGCUUUGUGUACCCUCCCCCGCACUCACUGUGUUGGAGCUGCCCUGGAAUUCUUUCUAGCAAGCUCGACCCAGCUUGAACUCCUUCUGACGAGGACACCAUUUAAGCGAGACGUUUCAUUUGUAGCAAGAAUACUUUGUGAGUCCAGUCUUUUUUUUCGGAGAGAAGUGGGUAUAGGUGCAGAUAAUUUAGAUUUAUUUUUUGGAGGUGGGUGGGCAGAUCAAAGCCUGUUUGUGUUGACCGGCAAGAUAUUGAUUUUAAGUGCUGGGUCCUGCAUUGAUUCUUGUCCCCUACUGUGCAUGCAACGUAAUGCUGCAGUAUAUCAGGAGGAGGGGAAGAAAAGCAAUUUGUGCAGUGAUGUAGAGAGAGAGAGAGAGAGAGCGUGAGUGAGCGAAAGCAUCAAGUGUUGACUGUGAUGCAGACGUCUGGUUUUUCCCUGCUGAACUGGAGACGAGUCUGACUAAGGAUGGUUGGAAAUGGCCUGCUUUUUAAUGGGGGCAGACACUGCUUUAGCUUACCCCAGUGAGGUUCGAUAUCAGCCUUCUACUUCAAAGACUUCCAAACAGCCUCUGAUACCCAGUGCCUCACCAGUUGGUGAACACGCAGUGCAGCUCUCUCACAGCAGCACCAAGGACCAACCAAGCCCCCACAGUCCAGCCAGCAGUCCAGAAGCUGCUGGUCAUCUGAUCGAGACCAGCAGCAGAAAAGUUGUACAUGAUACACAAUUGGAGGUGAGUGUGGACCAACCACUGCCUCUUACCAGGGCUGAGGAUGUCAGUACAGGGAUUAAGAAAAAAAGAAAGAAAAAAGAACCAAAGGAGGAAGCGGGUGGUGAAUCAGUAACAGACGCACCCAAACCAAAGAAGAAGAGAAAGGAGCCCAAGAGUGAUAAAGAAGCAAAAGAGGGCAAAGGAGCAAAAGAGCCCAAGGGCUCCAAAGGGUCAAGGAACCGUGGAGAGCCUAAAGAAUCUAAAGGUACCAAGGGGGCCAAAGAGCUGAAGGAACCUAAGGGUGCUAAGGAACCCAAGCAGCUGAGAGAGCCAAAAUGUAAAUCCAACACCACACCCAAAUCCAAGGGCAGCAAGAAAGCCAGCAAAGAACAAGGCCCAACACCAACAGAAAAGAAGAAGAAAGGGAAAAGGAAAAAUGGUGUUCCUGUGGAGAAUUCUGAACAGGAGCAUUCAGCAGAGAAGACACGUUUGGCUACAGAGGAGCUGACAGAUGCUCAGAAGCGACGAUCAGGCCGUCAAGUAAAACGAAGGAAGUACAAUGAAGACUUGGACUUCAAAGUUGUCGAUGAUGCCGGUGAAACAAUUGCUGUACUGGGAACAGGGCGGAUUUCUCCGAACUCUGGCUCCUCACAGAAAGGAAACCAGACGACGGAAAGUCAGGAGGAGGAUGAGUCUGCUGUCAUUGAGAAGAUUCUGGCUCAGCGAAUAACACAGAGAGAGACCCCUGAUGGGACCACACAGGAGGUGGAAGAAUUCUAUGUCAAAUACAGGAAUUACUCGUACCUGCACUGUAAAUGGGCCACGGUGGAGGAGCUGCAGAAGGAUAAAAGGAUUCACCAGAAGAUCAAGCGUUUCAGAGCCAAGCAGGCGCAGAUGAAGAAUCUUUUUGUUGAGCCUGACGAGGAGCCCUUUAAUCCAGAUUAUGUCGAGGUUGACCGAAUCUUGGAUGUAGCACAUACAAUAGACUCUGAAACAUCAGAGCCUGUGACUCAUUACUUGGUGAAGUGGUGCUCCCUACCCUAUGAAGAAAGCACUUGGGAGCUGGUGGAAGACAUCGACCCAGUAAAGAUACAAGAAUAUGAGGGGUUGCAGAUUGUGCCUGAAAUCACACAUGUGGAACGUCCUCCCGCUGAAACAUGGAAGAAAAUGGAGCUGUCGCGGCCAUACAAAGCAGACAACAGACUCAGGGAAUACCAGCUGGAGGGAAUGAACUGGCUGCUCUUCAACUGGUACAACAGAAAAAAUUGCAUCCUGGCGGAUGAAAUGGGUCUGGGGAAGACAAUCCAAUCAAUUACAUUUCUGUAUGAAAUAUACUUGAUGGGAAUCCGGGGCCCUUUCCUCAUUAUUGCACCUCUCUCCACAAUAGCCAACUGGGAGCGGGAGUUCCGCACGUGGACGGAGGUAAAUGUCAUCGUAUACCACGGGAGUCAGAUCAGUCGGCAGAUGAUUCACCAGUAUGAAAUGCACUACAAGGACUCUGAGGGUGUUCCCAUCCAGGGAAUUUUCAAGUUCAAUGCAAUAAUUACCACCUUUGAAAUGAUCUUGGCUGACUGUCCUGAGUUGCGAAAAAUCCACUGGAGUUGUGUGAUCAUUGACGAGGCGCACAGGCUGAAGAACAGGAACUGUAAGCUACUGGAGGGUCUCAAGCUCAUGGCUCUGGAACAUAAGGUCCUUCUGACUGGAACUCCUUUGCAGAACACAGUGGAAGAGCUUUUCAGUUUGUUAAAUUUUCUUGAACCUAUUCACUUCCCUUCUGAGUCUACCUUCAUGGAGGAGUUUGGAGACCUGAAGACUGAUGAGCAGGUGAAGAAGCUGCAGGCUGUGCUGAAACCCAUGAUGCUUCGAAGACUGAAGGAUGAUGUGGAGAAAAAUCUGGCUCCAAAGGAGGAGACCAUUAUUGAAGUAGAACUGACCAACAUCCAGAAAAAAUAUUACAGGGCCAUCCUAGAGAGGAACUUCUCUUUCUUGGCCAAAGGGGCUAACCAGGCUAACAUGCCAAACCUGCUGAAUACCAUGAUGGAGCUGAGAAAAUGCUGUAACCACCCCUACUUGAUUAAUGGUGCUGAAGAGAAAAUCCUGGAUGAAUUCCGUGAGGUGCAUAAUCCUGAGGCUCCUAAUUUUCAGCUUCAGGCCAUGAUUCAGGCAGCAGGAAAGCUGGUGCUGAUCGAUAAGCUUCUGCCUAAGCUGAUUGCUGGCGGGCACAAAGUGCUCAUCUUCUCCCAGAUGGUUCGCUGCCUGGAUAUACUUGAAGAUUACCUCAUCCACAGACGGUACACCUAUGAGCGAAUUGACGGCCGGGUGAGGGGGAACUUGAGACAGGCUGCGAUUGAUCGCUUCUCCAAGCCAGACUCCGACCGCUUUGUGUUUCUGCUGUGCACCAGGGCAGGUGGUCUUGGAAUUAAUCUGACUGCAGCAGAUACCUGUAUCAUCUUCGAUUCGGAUUGGAACCCUCAGAAUGACCUGCAGGCUCAGGCUCGCUGUCACCGGAUAGGACAGAGUAAAGCCGUCCAAGUGUAUCGCCUCAUAACCCGUAACUCAUACGAGCGAGAAAUGUUUGACAAGGCCAGUCUCAAGCUGGGCCUGGAUAGAGCUGUGCUGCAAGCAAUGAACCGUAGAGGAAACACUAACGGGGUGCAGCCAUUGUCUAAGAUUGAAGUUGAAGACCUCCUUCGUAAAGGAGCGUAUGGAGCUCUAAUGGAUGAGGAGGAUGAAGGCUCAAAGUUCUGUGAAGAAGACAUUGACCAGAUCCUGCUUCGCCGAACUCGCACUAUCACUAUUGAGUCGGAAGGGAAGGGCUCCACUUUUGCGAAGGCCAGCUUUGUAGCUUCAGGAAACAGGACGGAUAUCUCCUUAGAUGAUCCCAACUUCUGGCAGAAAUGGGCCAAAAUUGCAGAGCUGGAUAUAGAGUCGAAAAAUGGAAAAGACAGCUUGGUCAUUGACACACCACGCAUCAGGAAACAGACCAAACACUACAACUCAUUUGAGGAUGAUGAAUUGAUGGAGUUCUCUGAGCUGGACAGUGACAGUGAAGAUAAACCUUCAAGGUCUCGUCGUCUUCACGACAAGACCCGUCGCUAUCUCCGGGCAGAAUGCUUUCGGGUGGAGAAGAACCUGUUGAUAUUUGGAUGGGGCCGAUGGAAAGACAUUCUGUCACAUGGACGGUUUAAAUGGCACCUAACAGAGAAGGACAUGGAGACUAUUUGUCGCACCCUCCUGGUCUAUUGCCUGAAGCAUUAUAAGGGCGAUGAGAAGAUCAAAAGCUUCAUUUGGGACCUUAUAACUCCGACAAAAGAUGGACAGAAUCAGGCACUUCACAAUCACUCAGGGCUGUCAGCACCCGUGCCCAGGGGGAGGAAAGGGAAGAAGAUGAAGACGCCUCUGUCACAGCCAGAGCUGAAGAAUGCUGACUGGGUGGCCAGCUGUAACCCAGAGGUGCUCUUCCAUGAUGAUGGUUACAAGAAACAUCUCAAACAGCACUGCAACAAGGUCUUGCUGAGAGUCCGAAUGUUGUAUUAUCUCAAGCAGGAAGUGCUGGGUGAGGCUGCUGAUAAAGCUUUGGAUGGUAUUGACGCAAGUAAGCUGGAAGUCUGGAUUCCUGAGGUUGACUACAACGAUAUACCAGUCGACUGGUGGGAUGGAGACUCUGACAAGUCCCUGCUCAUUGGCGUUUAUAAACACGGUUAUGAACGAUAUAAUGCCAUGAGAGCUGACCCAGCGCUCUGUUUCCUUGAGAGGGUGGGCAUGCCUGAUGAGACCUCGCUGGCUGCUGAGCAAGGAGGGGUCGACCUGUCAGCAGACAUGAGCGAAGGGGUUGACCUUUGUAAAGGUGAAGACUCUGAGCUAAAGUCUGAUGGACAGUUUAAAGACCAGCCUGAUGAGGACGCAAACUCCUGCAUUGAAUCUGCAAUUAUGGAGAAAGGAGAGGAUUCAAUUUUAGGUCAGGAUGGUACAGACGUUGACCGUCCACAGUGGCCAGUUGCAUCGGUGCUUACAGCCCGUCUUCGCCGCCUCAUAACUGUCUACCAGCGCUGCAAUCGCAAGGAGCUGGUGAGGAUGGAAUCGCUGGCUCGCAAUAACCAGCGUCGCUGGUAUCGGCAGGAUGAGAUCUGGGGAAGGAUACCAGAAAUGGACAUUGUUAACAUGGAAGGCCAGCAAAGGUGGACAAGGAGGGAGCAGACAGAUUUCUACCGUGUAGUCUCGACAUUUGGUGUGGUAUAUGAUCCAGACAAGAAGCAGUUUGACUGGAACCAGUUCCGGAGUUUUGCCAGGUUGGAGAGGAAAACAGACGGGAGUCUGGAGAGGUAUUUCCGAAGCUUCGUGGCUAUGUGCCGAAAUGUUUGCAGGCUGCCUCAAAGGAAAGAUGAGGCUUCAGACCCAAACAUCUUUGUUGACCCUAUCACUGAAGAACGAGCUUCAAGGACUCUGUACCGGAUAGAGUUGCUGCGCAAAGUACGGGAACAAGUCCUCCGGAGCCCGCAGCUGAAUGAACGGCUGAAACUCUGCCGGCCCAGUCUGUACCUGCCGGUUUGGUGGGAAUGUGGUAAACAUGACCGCGACCUGCUGAUUGGCACUGCCAAGCAUGGUCUGAGCAGGACAGAUUACUACAUCCUGAAUGAUCCUCAGCUUUCCUUCCGGGAGGCGCACAGAAACUACGUGCAGAAUGGGAGCACCUACUUCCAGAGCGUGCCAGCACCCUGCAGCCAGUCAUCCCUCAACUUCAGCCAGUCCGCUUCACCUGCAUCAACUGUGCUCACUCUGGGGGAGAAGGACAACAUAGAGCCGAUGGAUGUGGAGCCAGAGAAGAUGGAGGAGGCUCUGAAUGAUCCAAGCUCCCAGGCAGGAAUAAUGGGCGACUGCUUGGAAGUGAAGAAUGAAGAGGAUGCUGCUGACUCUGGAACCAAGUACAGCUCUGCCCAGGCUGACUCGGUGAUGGUUGGCAAUGACUGGGUAGCUGUCAACUGCACACAGACCAAGUGUUACACUGUGCCAAAAGCACACACCAAGGAGGUAAAUGACACGGGUGGUAUCUGUGCAGAGGCUGAUGCGGCAGAAAAUUCACAGCAGCCUGUGCUUGAACCUUGUGGUGGCACAGUUCCAACACUGGUGAGAAACUUGCAGCCUAUCUGUGCUGGUGUUGCCCUGUCACCAGUGAACUGUGUAAAUGUGCUGCAGGUGAAAUCCAAUGGUGUGAUAGAAAUGCAGCCUGUAGGUGAGGAGCCGGUGGAUAGCUCAGCACCGGUGUGUGGUGCUGCUGGUAUGCAGUCUUUGUUGGAAGCAGCCCAUGGGACCACUUUGAAGUGCGACCUCAUACAGAACAUGCAGAUAAAAGAGGAAAAUGAACGUAUAGUGGCUCAGAGGUCGACAGGUGUUACCGAUGGUCAGAGCCCCAUGAGUGAACAAAUUUACAACAUGCAGAUGAACUGUCCAAGCAUCUGUCAUACAGAGACUACAGCCAAUUGUACCGAUAAAACAUGGAGCCAAGCUAGCCAGAUGGCCAAAUCAAACUCAUCAGCUGCUGUCCCCGUUAGCUCGGGAGCAGCCAAUGGCUUCAAGCUGACUGAAGUUGUUUCAGGCAGUGGUCAGCAAGGAGUGGCUGUGGGUGAGACUAACUCAGCAGAGUCAGUGGGGAUCCUGACUGUUGCAAAGGCUGAAUCAGACCAGCUGGACUUUGAGGCAGUUACCACAAAAAGCCUGCUAAGCGGAACACAGUCGCUUGGAGCUGUGUACUCGGCAGUCGAGGCAGCGGAAGAUGAGCCAGAAUCAUCAUCAGCCCCGGAAGGCACUGUUCCCUUAAAGAGGGAGCUGACAGUCAGGCAUCUCCUCGAGGACUGCACGAAGGACAGUCUCUGUGAAACGGAAGAGAAAUCUGAGGAAGAUAAUUCACAACCCGAAGCCAUCCCACUGAAGAACUUUGAUGAGGAGAGCAACACAUCUACCAGCCUGGUCCAAGAUGAGAUCCAAGAUACCCUCCUUCAUGAUAUCCGAGAACCAACCAUCGCUCAGCUCUUACAGGAGAAAACUCUCUACUCUUCAGCUGAGUGGCCCAAGGAUCGAGUUAUCAUAAACCGUAUUGACAACAUCUGUCACGCUGUGCUGAAGGGGAAAUGGCCGUCAGCACUGCAACAGAACCUCGAACCUGCUGGUGUGAUGUAUUCCAUGGCGGCCCCAGCAGAGACUCUGAACGUGAGGAGCUGCCUCAGUGUCCCCUUGCAGGCUGCACACACACUCAGCUUUGCUGAUAGUUCUGUCUCCUCCCAUCAUUUUGCAAAGCAGGAGAGCUUACUUGCAUUAACGUUCCCGAGGGAUCAGAGGAGGAGAAGGCGGAAAUACGAGUUUGAGACAGAUCGAGGUGCAAAGAGGAAGAGCCAGGAGGAGGCUGUCCCUGUUCUCACUCGCUCUCCUAUAAUUUUCAAUGGGUGGCAGGAAACUGCCAUGGACCUUUCAAAGGCAUCUGAAGAGGCGCCUGGCUCUGUGCCAGUCAUUAUUAGUACAAGCACCCCGAAGUUGGGCUCACUGGACCCCUCGACUGCUUUCAGGGCGGACAUGGCCGGUAUCCUGCAGGCAGGCCUCGUCCAUCCAGUCACAGGACAGGUGAUAAACGGCACCUGUAGAGGAGAUGACUCAUCGAGGAGGAGGAGAGGGCGACGAAAGAAUGUUGAAGGUGUUGAUAUCCUCUUCAUGAAGGAGAAAAAGCCAGAGAAUCUGGACACGGGCCUGUCGAAGCAGCUUUUUUCUGGGGCAGCUCACUCGGCUGACAACAUGGCCAGUAUGAUGAUUAAACUCCCUCAGGGCAAGCAGCAACUGGCAAAUGAGGAAGAAGAGAAAAACAAGAGUCUGAUUGAGUGGUUAAGGCAGCAUCCCACGUACACCAUGGAUGUGUCCAACCUGGCUCCUAAUUGCACCGCAAUUUUACAUGGCCUUUCAGAGCGGCCAAAACAGAGGAGGCAUCGCUGCAAGGACCCCAGUAAACUGGACAUCAAUUCGCUGACUGGGGAGGAAAGGGUACCCGUUGUUCAUAAGGGAAGUGGAAGGAAGCUGGGAGGUGCCAUGGCCCCACUGAUGAAAGAGCUGGCGAGGUGGCUGGACGCAAACCCAGAGUACGCCGUGGCGCCCGAGUGGGCUGAAAUUGUGAAGCACUCGGGCUUUCUACCAGAGAACAAGUUCAGUCGUAUCCUGACUGAGCCUGUGGUGAAAGAGGCUGGUGCCAGAAAGCGGGGGCGGAGACCACGGAGUGAAAUGGUCAAACCCGGCGGGGUUGUCGGUGACACCACCUCAGCAAUGGGACCAAUGUUCAUGAAUGGGCUUAUCGCUGGGAUGGAUCUAGUGAGCCUUCAGAACUUCAGAAAUAUUCAUAACCUUCAGCUGGCCGGACUGAUGGGGUUUCCAGCUGGAUUUGCUGCAAUCCCUUCUGGAGAGGAUGGCAAGAACAGCCUGAACAUGUUGCCCAUGAUGCUGCCUGGGAUGGCUGGAAUGUCCCAUGUGUUCGGGGUAGGGGGACUAUUGAACAGCCCAUCAGUGGUAUCAGGUACCAGCACUUCAUGUACGUCCACACUGACCACAAGUGUUUCUUCGAAAGCAAGUAAAGGCAGCGAACAGCAGGGCAGUGCUGCCGAGUCGAGGAAACAUGAGGAAGGUUCUCUGUCAGCAGAGAAACCAGGUCCUAGUUCAUCUUUCCCUGACUCAGGGGAAGCCAGAGUCACCACCAGCAAUGUGUUGCCCUUCAACCCAUUCCUACUGCACAGUAUGCCUGCUGGAUUAAUUUACCCUUCCAUGUUCCUUCCACAUGGUGUCAGCAUGGCAAUGCCUGGCUUUGCGCAAGCAGGACACACUGAGGGAGACAGCACUGGAAGCCCAAAGAAGAAGAGAAAGAAAGCCAAGGAGGAGGCUGCAAGUGAUGGAACUGAACCCUGCCCACAGCUAACAAACACAGAAGAGAGCACGAGGAACUCGGCAGAAACCACUGCUGUACAGGACAGUUCUGUGCAGGAGACUGAGAAAAACUCUGUAGAUGGUACUCAGAAUGCCGAGUAGAAUUUAUAUUUACUUUUAGGUCAACUUUAGAUUUUCUUGAUUUAAAAAUUUAAACCAUGUUUAUGAUCCCCUCCUGCCUCAAACUGUUCUCUCCCCAAACUACUUUCAAUCCCAUCCACCAAUCCCCCUCCUCACUCACACUGUGUGGGGCUUAGGAAUCUAAAGCAAUUGUGUUAAAAUACAUCUCUGAGGUUGCUUUGAUUGUAAGUUUUAGUUGGUGACUGCAUUCUCCACAGCAUGAGCUAUGCUUUGGUUCUUGCUUCAGAGAUUAUGGUGAGCUAAUCCUUGGAGAUGGGAGGAGAGAGAAGUAAGGAGGCAAAAAUGUCCCGAUCCUCCACCACUUAGACUUAUCACACAAGGGUAUUGUCAGCAGUUACUUGGUGCCUCUUGCUCUAGGCUCUAGUUUUGUUAGUAUUUCACCCCCCCCCCUUUUUUUUGUAAAACACUGGCCACAGGAGAGGAGAGAAGAUUCUACCAGAUUAACUCCCUGGCCAACAAGAUUGAGAGAGUUUGUGCUUGUUCUGCCUUUACGCAGUACCAGAAGUCUGUUGGUGAGUCUGUUAUUAGGCACGGCCCUGAGGCUUUGUAUCGCACUCUAGUAAACUCUUGAUAGGAGUGCAUACUUCACACAAUAGCUGUUCCACUUUCUGUUGCACUGGAAUCAAUUAAAACGUUUAAUGUUGGGAGAAGAGAUUAUGCAGAGUUAAAGUGAUUCUUCUUUAGGACAAAUCCCCUCGAAAAGUUUGAAAAUUGGAGUUUUUAAAAGGUAGAUUAAAAUUUAUAACAAAGCAUGAACAGAAUUAUUCUUUCUAUGAACUGAGGAACCAGUUAGAAAGCUCAGUGAGAAACCAAGGGGAGCUACAUUGUAUGACUGACAUUCUCAGCGUGUAUACUAAGAUGCGCAAGUUUGUAGCCCUGUGUGAUGCACAAAACAGGUUAUUUUGAGCCAAGCAGAUGUAAACACUGGUGCUGAUCCAUAAAGGUAAAUUAAUGACGUGAAACUCCAAUCAUAGAUUAGUUGCUUUUCGUAAAUACAGAAAACGCUGGAAGUUUACAGGUCAGACAGCAGCUAUCGAGAGAGAGUAAGACGGUAUUGUAUUAGGUCUGUGACAUCUCUUGAAAAGUCAUCAACCUAAAUCAUUCACUCUUCUUCUCCACAGCUGCAACCUGAUCCAAUGAGUAUUUUCAGCUUGUUCUGUUUCCAAGUUCAUCUGCAGUUUUUGCUUUUUAAAUAGUUGCUUGUAACUAGUACUAGUUGAAGAUCACCUGCUAAGGAACUGACGGACAUCAUGCCUUGCUUUUGUGUGCUGUCAGCAACCAGAAUCUGUAUUAGUUCUGUCUGCUUGUCCUGCCAAUGUGCCAGCAGGCUGGUGUUUAGUAGCCAACCCUGCCACAGGUUCCAUCUCCCUUCCCUUGUGCACACCUCCAACUCUGCGCCAAAUCCACAAGACAGCAUCAUGGAGUUCAAAGUCUUGGCUUAUCAAAUUAUGUAACACCUUUAGAUAGUAUUGCUGACCCCUGUAGUGAGGUGUUGGCACACUGGUUUCCACAUAGCAAGAUCCUGAAUCCUACUGUAGUAAUUUAAAAAUGAAAUACUGAGUAGGUGUGUGAAUGGAAGAUGAGGUUUUUCUGUUACUGUAUGACACAUUUUUUUGUAUUUUAGUUGUUUUAUGAGGGUGGGGAGGGAGCCUGGUUAUAAUCAAAUAUGUUCUGCCUUUUUAGCCUUUAGUUAGUGAAUUUUUAUUGAUUUUUAAGCAACAAGAAAAACUUUUAGAACGGUCACUAAAGACCAAUUUUAUUGAUGACUUUCUGAACCCACUCCAUUACAAGUUGGUCUCUUGUUUCAGAGUGGGUGGCAGUGCGAGACUUUCGUUAACUUGGAGGAUCAGUGAGCCUGAGUUAGUAUUAAAUGAUAAAAUGCCCCUGUUCUCUGCAGCCUGCACUUCCAACAUUUAGCUUCGAGGAUGCUGGAAUGCAGUUUUAAUUGUGGCUGAUUAACAGAGAAAUAUCCUACAAUGAAGUGAUAUUACAGUGGCAGCAUGAAUGGAAAGAGAUUUUAAUUACACUCCUUUCCUCUUUGCCUACCGUUUGCUGCGUUGACAAUACCAGCAUACUGAGGCAAGAGGUGGCCACUGGCCUCCCUCCGUUCAACCUGGCAAGGAGUCCUGGUGCUGGGUUCCAUGACUGAGCUUGGACAUGAAGCUUUUGAUGAUGGUUUAUUUCCAAAGGGAAUAUCAAGUUUUGAAGUAUUCAAAGUUUACUGUCCAUUGAAGUUUUUUUUUGAAAAACAUUGAUUUUCAUUUUCUUUACUGUUACAACCUUACAUAACUUAUGGAUUUGUGCCGAGGUCCAAUGUUGAGUCAUAUAUUUCGUUACUACAUUAUUUAUUCAUCUGUUGAAUGUCUAUGUGUUUUUAUUAUAUAUAAUAAUUAUUCUGAAUCACUAACUAUAAAAUCCUGUCUUGUUUUUUUUAAACCCUAAAAGGCAAGCAAAUGGUCUGAUGUUUGCACGGUGUAUUCAGCAGUUUGAAGUUAGAAAACUAUUCCAAAAUCUUUUAUUGGAGAUGUUUUACAAAAAUGCACUGUAUUGGAUGAGACAGUAUCCCAUAUGUUUAUCUGCCCUCAGUUAUAUUAAUCCAAAUCACUUCUGGGAAAUUGUACACUGUAGCUGGUCUCUUACUGUGCAGAGUUGCCCUCUGUGAUAUAUUAUGCAGCAAUUAACCCUGAAUCUUCCUGAAAAAAAUCCAAAGAUUCUACAAACAAUAGCAUGGUAAAUGUGGAUCUGUUUGUUAAUUGUUUCAUAAAUAAUGCUGCUUUGUACAAAAUUGACAUAGAAGAGUUAAAGGUAUCAGAAAUUGGGUGACUAAACACUAUUUUGCUGCUCUAGCCAUUGCCUCCCUCCAGCUCAGUUGCAUCUGUUACAGUCCUGCCCAUCUGUUGCAUAUUGAGCCCAUAGCUGAAUGUGCCUCGUUUAAAUCAUCAAGCAAAGAAAGGCUGAUGUCACAUAGAUGGUUGUGAAAAGAGCAGCACACAAAACACUGGAGGAACUCGGCAGGUCAAUCCAGCAUCUAUGGAGAGCAACUAACAUUUGAGGUUUCGGGCUGAGACCUUUCAUUAGGACGGAUGAAACAUGAUGGGCCCAAAACAUCAACUGUUUAUUCCUUUCCAUAGAUGCUGCUUGCCCUGCUAAGUUCCUCCGGCAUUCUCUGCACGUUGCUCUGGAUUUCCAGCAUCUGCAGAAUCUCUUGUGUUUAAGAUUGUGAGAAGAGGCCAAAUCCCCUUAUAUUAGUUGACUUUAUAAGAUACUUCUGAUACAAUUUUGAAGUCAGUUUGGACAUGUCUACUAGUCAGCUUGUGUUUCAUAUCUUCAUCAAAGAAGGUUAAUCAAAAAGGACUUGGGUAAAGUCCUGGAUACAGGGAGCCUUCCUCUUUCAAGGUUAAGUUUAAAUAAAAACUUAAAAAUUGGAUGGAGGACUAGUGUCUUUCAAUAGAGGUAUUUAAAAAGCCUUUGUAAGACAGCUGUGUGCUAAGCCCAGGUGAACCUACAGCAACGGUAGUUACUGAUGGCUGAAAGAAUUCAAGACAUAGAGCACCACAGCACCAGAAAUAGGCCCUUCAGUCCAUCCUGCCCAUGCCAACCUGAUCUUCUGCCUAGUCCCAUCUAACUGCACUUGGACCAUAUCCCACAAAACCCUUCUCAUCCAUGUACCGAUUUUGAACCCAUAUCCACCAUUUCCACUGGCAGCUCAUUCCACACUCUCACCACCCUCUGAGUGAAGAAGUUCACCCUUGGGUUCAUUCACCUUUCACCCUUAGCUUAUCACCACUAGUUCUAGUCUCACCCAACCUGAGGGGGAGAAAGUCUAUAUGCAUUUACACUAUUACCCCUUAUAAUUUUGUAUACCUCUAUAAGAUCCCUAUUCAUUCUCCCACACUCUAAGGAAUAAAGUCCCUUCUCUGUAACUCAGGUUAGCACCAUUAAGCAGUGACUACACUGGAUUAGGGUGAAAGCACACAGAGCAGUUGCUGGGUCUAACCACUGGGGCCAGAAUCCACCACUGCUCUGCUAACAGUGGACAAACUUUCUAAUCCACACAGCCUUCAGCUCCUGAUCAGGCUAUUCCAUCAUUAUGACUUCCAAAUAAAUAGUUUCAAAUGAAUCUUGAUGUUGGCCUUCAGUUUUGCCUUUUUUCACUUUCCUGAUCACCACCCAAACCUGUCUCUCUUCUCUCCCCCAGUAAAAAGUGAGGCACUAGAACAGAGGAAAUCACUCUACACAAUUCAGUUAUCUCACCCCUACCUUGCAGAGUUUGCAAAUAGAUUCCAGCAACCAGGAGUGAACUGUCACAUUUGCAAUUUUCCAUCCAGAAGCAUAAUUCAUGUAUCUUUGCAGCGUUGAGAAACUAAGGCUGACAUUCUGAACUUUCCUUGCAUGUUUCUUAUUGUAUUCUGGGGUACAAAUCUUUGUCUAACAGAAGUUCCAUUGUCUAAUUCAUAUAUUUAAAUACCCAAAAUUUUCAUUUUGAUUUUCUGUGCAACUGAUAUUUUCCCUCUUUCAGUGAUGAGCACAAAACAAUAGACAAUAGGUGCAGGAGUAGGCCAUUCGGCCCUUCGAGCCAGCACCGCCAUUCACUGUGAUCAUGGCUGAUCAUCCACAAUCAGUAUCCAGUUCCUGCCUUAUCCCCAUAACCUUUGAUUCCACUAUCUUUAAGAGCUCUAUCCAUCUCUUUCUCGAAAGCAUCCGGAGACUUGGCCUCCACAGCCUUCUGGGGCAGAGCAUUCCACCACUCUCUGGGUGAAAAAGUUUUUCCUCAACUCUGUUCUAAAUGGCCUACCCCUUAUUCUUAAACUGUGGCCUCUGGUUCUGGACUCACCCAUCAGUGGGAACAUGCUUCCCGCCUCCAGCGUGUCCAAUCCCUUAAUAAUCUUAUAUGUUUCAGUAAGAUCCCCUCUCAGCCUUCUAAAUUCCAGAGUAUACAAGCCCAGUCGCUCCAAUUCAACAUAUGACAGUCCCGCCGUCCCGGGAAUUAACCUUGUGAACCUACACUGCACUCCCUCAAUAGCAAGAAUGUCCUUCCUCAAAUUUGGAGACCAGAACUGCACACAGUACUCCAGGUGUGGUCUCACCAGUGCCCUGUACAGCUGCAGAAGGACCUCUUUGCUCUUAUACUCAAUUCCCCUUGUUAUGACAACCAGCAUGCCAUUAGCUUUCUUCACUGCCUGCUGUACUUACAUGCUUGCUUUCAGUGACUGAUGUACAAGAACACCUACAUCUCGUUGUACUUCCCCUUUUCCUAACUUGACUCCAUUUAGAUAAUAAUCUGCCUUCCUGUUCUUACCACCAAAGUGGAUAACCUCCAAUUUAUCCACAUUAAACUGCAUCUGCCCACUCACCCAGCCUGUCCAAGUCACCCUGCAUUCUCAUAACAUCCUCCUCACAUUUCACACUGCCACCCAGCUUUGUGUCAUCAGCAAAUUUGCUAAUGUUACUUUUAAUUCCCUCAUCUAAAUCAUUAAUAUAUAUUAUAAACAGCUGCAGUACCAGCACUGAACCCUGUGGUACCCCACUGGUCACCACCUGCCAUUCCAAAAGGGACCCGUUGAUCGCUACUCUUUGUUUUCUGUCAGCCAGCCAAUUUUCAAUCCAUGUCAGUACUCUGCCCCCAAUACCAUGUGCCCUAAUUUUGCCCACUAAUCUCCUAUGUGGGACUUUAUCAAAGGCUUUCUGAAAGUCCAGGCACACUACAUCCACUGGCUCUCCCCUUGUCCAUUUUCAUAGUUACAUCCUCAAAAAAUUCCAGAAGAUUAGUCAAGCACGAUUUCCCCUUCGUAAAUCCAUGCUGACUCGGACCGAUCCUGUUACUGCUAUCCAGAUGUGUCGUAAUUUCACCUUUUAUAAUUGACUCCAGCAUCCUUCCCACCACUAACGUCAGGCUAACCGGUCUAUAAUUCCCUGUUUUCUCUCUUCCUCCCUUCUUGAAGAGAGGGACAACAUUAGCCACCCUCCAAUCCACAGGAACUGAUCCUGAAUCUAUAGAACAUUGGAAAAUGAUUACCAAUGCGCCCACGAUUUCUAAAGCCACCUCCUUAAGUACCCUGAACACUGAAUUAACUUGCCUGCCAUUUCAUUAGGAUCCACUGUACUUUUGCCAAUUCUAACCAGCCCAUUGAAAAUGCUGGAGGAACUCAGCAGGUCCAACACCAUCUAUAGAGGGGUAGAAACAGCUGAUGCUUUGGGCUGAGAUGCUUCUUUGGGGCCUGAUGUAAGGUCUCAGACCAAAAUGUUUACCAUUUAUUUAUUUCCCUCUUAUAGAUGCUGCCGGGCCUGCUGAAUUCCUCAGCAUUUUGUGCGUGUUGCUCUGGAUUUCCAGCAUCUGCAGAAUCUGGUUUCUAGCUAGCCCAUAUUCGUUUUCACAAAUCUCAAAAAUUCAAAAGAACGUCUUUAUUCUUUUUCUACACCCUUUUCUAUAUGUUUCUUUCUUCUGUUAGGUUUCCAUCUUUCAUUUGAGCAAAGUCUUUUCCUCACUGAGUAUUUUUUGCUUAAAUGUAAAAGUGGAUCCACUGAAUUUUAAAGGAAUCUUUGGUCCUUUGUUUGAAUAUGACUAGUAGUAAGGUUUGGUUUUCCACCUGAACUUUGCAACAAUAGUCAAUCUUAAGGGAAGAUUGUUCAACAUUUUGUAAAUAAUGCUGUCCAAUUCCUUGAGUUAAUUUUGAUCUGCUUGUACUGGUAUCAGUCCUAAAUUUGUCAAAUGGAGACACAGACUACAGUGGGUCAAGCAACCUCUGUAGAAGCAAAGGAUGGGUAUGUGUUUUGUGUUGCGGCCUUACUUCAGGUGCUGCAUGACCUGCUGAGUUUUUCCAGCAAUUUGCUUUUGCUCUGGAUUUGAGAAAGUAUAGAUGACACAACUCCGAGCCCCAAGUUCUUCUUGUCAGCCACCACAGUAACUAUUAGCGUUCUUCAGUGGUAAUGCAGAUUCAUAGAUGCUUUGGGAAAGACAGGCAAAGGCAGACCUCAGUGGACAUUGCUUUGAAUUAUCAGUGAAAAUCGCAGGUGGCAGACCAGAUAACCAACUGCCACAAAUUGUUACAAGGAUUGAUGGGCAGUUACUGGAGCAAAAUGCAACACUUCUUGGAGUGGCCCUCCCAUCUUUCAUUAUUAUUUUACUCUCCAUCAUUCUUUUAUUGGGUACAAAAAAUGGCACAAAUCUAUUCCAAGUAACAUUUGGACAUUAUGUUAGGACAUAAAUAUUUUUCAUAUUGCUUCGGAGGAGAGUCCGUAUGGCUUGAGCAAACCAAUAAAUGGGAGUGUCUUUUUAUAACAUGAUAGCUCUUACUGUGCAGACUUGCCAUUUCGUGCUACAAGAUUUUUAACACUAAAAGCUUGGCAAAGAGGAAAAAAGGUGAAAACUUUUGAAACCAUUCCUGUUUGCAGAUAAGCCCUAUAGUAUCUAUGUAAUAAUGUGUUUAAAAAAAUUUUUUUUAAAUGAGAAUUUGAUGCAGAAUGCGCACUAGGGAGCUACUUUGAGUCAGAUCUGGUUGGGACGUAUCCUUUUACUUGAACUCUACAAAGUAAUCUCACAAAGUUUAAUUUUAUGGGUCUGGAUCCCUGUCUAAAGAGCACAUUAUAGAAAGGUGGCUUCAGUUCAUCAUUUUGUUUUUGCUCUUUCUGGUAAAUUAACCAAAUGCUGAUGAAACCAGUAACUAGGUACCUGUGAAGGGAUUGUGUGGAUGGGACAUGUCAGUUAGCAGAAAAAGACCAAGGUGAAUGAACUGCAGUGGUUUAAAAGCUGUGUUUGAAACAAGCUGCAUUUAUAUCACAAGGCAAGUUGUAUAUUAUCGGAAAACGAGCACAAAUUGAGAUUGGGAAGGGGAGUGGGCUACAUAUCACAAGGCCAGACCUUCUGUAAAUAUAAAAAUAUACUUGACAUUCUUUAUUUAAAAUGCAGAGGGACUCUAGAAAAUUAUAGCAAUAAAUUAGAGAACUGUUAUGUGUUGUAUAAAGAAUUUGUGAAGUAUAUUUCUGUUCCUCUGUUCAUUUCAGCAGGCUUUGUUUUGUAAUGAGGCCACUGUAGAAUAAUGAGUAAAAAGAAAAAUUUAAAAAAAACUUUAGAACUGCUUAGACACUCUGUUACACAAUGGCAGUGGAAAGUGAAACUAGACUGUGUGUAGUUUCUUCUAUUUAUCCAAUUAAUUUGUUGAGUUUUACUUUUUUUAUAGGUAUUCUUUUUGUGUAAUUUAUAUAUGGGUGUACAGACUAUAUGCUGGUCACUGGUUCCACACAGUUUCCCUUUGAGAAAUGUUUUUAGUUUGAUGUACUGAUUUUGUUUGGAUCAGAUGGCAGCACUGAAAAAUGUCUUCUUGUAGACCGCCCCACUUAAAUCAACGAUUUUCAAUGUUUCAGUGUUCAUGAAAGGUAUGUGUGUUCUUGUUACCUUGUGCUAACUAGACCCAGAAAUAGCUGGAAGAGCUAGAGUUAAUUUCUAACUGUAUCUGCAGUUUGCUUAUUGGUUUUGGAGGAGGGGUGGGAAAUGAGUCAAACGUUUCAAGUGAAGCUGGAAGAUAAACCUUCAACCCUUUUGAAAUUAUUGCAUGUUAAACUGGCAAUAGAGAAAACAUCACAAUGGAAAUGACCUAACUGAUGCAUCUUACUGACUCUACCUGUUUCACAUCUCCAUCACACUGGUUUACACUCCAUCAUGCUGUGUUUACACUUACAGCUGAGCUGGUGUCCAUCAACCAAAGGCUGGUAGUAGCUUUGGAGUUUGUCACACAACACUCUCUUCCACAUGUUGGUUUCUAUGAAGUGUGGCGUGUCUUCUCUAUCAUUCCAUUCCAAAAGUUGUUUAGACCUUGAGGUGUGAAACAGACAUCACUUACCCAUGAGUGCUAAUUGGGUCCUGCAGAACUUGCUUCGUGAUAGUGUAGUUUGACUUUGGAAUAUUCCAAUCAGCCCUGAAGGUUGUUUUUUUUUCAGUUGAGCAAUUCCAGUAGCCUGGCAUUAGGUAUAAACUGUUCAGUGAUGAUUCAAGCACUGUGUUUAUUAAAUUUUUGUUUCCACUGUUGUUUCCAUUGUGUUGGAAACAGAAUAAAAUUUAACUAUCAAUAAAAGAAAAGAUAAAUGGAAGUUGAUACCUUUUAUAUUUUAGAUGUCUUAAUUUCUGAAUUAUUACUAUAUGCUGUCUGCUGUACAGCUAUUCUAAAGAUCAUAUUGUUACAAUCCUCAAAACGUGUGCCUCCGUUGUCUGAUGGGUACAAGACUGUUUUCAGAUUCAUCAAGCUCAGCUUCCCCUUCCAGGCGUGAUCAGCUGAAUCUGUCCCUAUUAACUAAGAAAAUAUUUUAUCUGUUCUCCUAAAUCAAUAAUUUAGAUAGCCUGAAAGUACUAACUGCCUGGAGAGAAUGGGGGAUGAGUAUUCUAGAGUUUGCUUGUCCUGUCGGGUUAUCUCUGGUGGUUGUAGUUGGUUAAGGUUCAUGGUCAAGCCUGUGGCCAGCACCACUGUUCUGGCAUGACAGCUGUAUGGCAAGAAAUUCUCAAAAAGAAGAGAAUCAGGUAGCAGAUUACUGUGACAGUUGUCAGACAAAUUAUGACUUAUUUUGCUUUAUACUCUUGUGAUUGAAUAGUUUCUAAGUCCUACCAAGCACGAGAGAUCUCUUUCCCCAUUCCACACCCUCUCCCCAAUGGACCUAGGUCACCAGUUGGAGCUGGCUUCCAAAUGUAGGAGCAUCUAGGCAUUGGGUGUGAAGAAUAUGUAUGGCAACCAAGGCUUAUUCUAAUUGUGGUUGCCCUUGUCUCCACUAAAGGCAUCAUGGCUUGGGAUUCUCUCUGCUCUUCGAUCGUUUACCACUUUCCUGUUCUUAACAUUAAGCCUUAGAAUACAUUGUUUUCAAAUUUAGUUGCAAUACUACGCUGAAGUACUGAAUACCUCAUUUAUUUUGUAACAGUAUCCCCAGUUCUACUGAUAUGAUUGCUCUUGUAUCCUAAUCCUGUACCUGACUUGUUGAAAGCCUCAAUAAAAUGUUAACAUC
Mobula hypostoma (lesser devil ray) is the source of this 19525-nucleotide messenger RNA. It is a transcript of the gene chd6, whose product is annotated as chromodomain helicase DNA binding protein 6. Gene Ontology annotation, molecular function: ATP binding; protein binding; ATP-dependent chromatin remodeler activity. NCBI's taxonomy places the organism in Eukaryota, Metazoa, Chordata, Chondrichthyes, Myliobatiformes, Myliobatidae. Bases 1217 to 9502 code for a protein of 2761 amino acids. The transcript has 37 exons. The record is from RefSeq and is a predicted model, not a curated record.